Molecule: messenger RNA, 7023 nt
Organism: Homo sapiens (human)
Lineage: Eukaryota; Metazoa; Chordata; Mammalia; Primates; Hominidae
Gene: NOL4L
Product: nucleolar protein 4 like
Exons: 11
Coding region: 444-2486 (680 amino acids)
Source: RefSeq, marked validated
AAGAGCAGGAUGAGCCGCGCAAGCUGACAGCCACUGCUGCCGCCCGCGCCCAGGCUCGGUCUCGCUCCCAGCGCUCGGGGCCGCUCCCCGCCUCCCGCCUCCCCCGGCCGCCCGCGGGGCGGCCCGCCCCCUCUGCACCUCCGGGCCCGGAGCUGCCUCCAUCGCUCCUGCAUCCCGGCCGGGGGGAGGAGGAGGCGGAGCAGGAGGCGAGCCGGAGCCGCCGCCGCCAACGCCGCCGCCGCCGCCCGAGCAGGACAGAGCGCGCCGCAGCCCCGCGCGUCCGGCCGCCGCCCGCGCCCAUCCAGCAGCCUCGCCGGAGCCACACCGCGGGACAGACGCGGCCGCGGCGCGUCCCGGCCCGGUCCAGCCCAGCCCAGCCCAGUCCCGGCACCGGGCGGCCCGGCGGCCGGCCCGCCCCCGAGGGCGCCGGGCGCGGCGGGAGGAUGCCGAAGCCGACGCUGCUGCUGCGCGGGGGCUGGGAGCGCGAGCGCAGCCCCGGGGACUCGGAGCUGGGCCGCCAGUUCCGGGACUGGUGCUUGCGCACCUACGGCGACUCGGCCAAAACCAAGACGGUGACACGCAGCAAAUACCAGCGGAUCGCCGAGGUCCUGCAGGGCGGCGGCGGGACUGGCGCGGGCAGCGGCCCCGCAGCCGGCGAGAAAGGCAAGUUCCAGUUCUGGGUGCGCUCCAAGGGCUUCCGCCUGGGCAGCGGCCGGGAACCCAAGAUGGGCCAAGUGGUGUAUGUGCCGGUCAAGACGGGCUCGGGGGCAGAUGGCCUGUCGGAGCCAGAGGGCAUCUCUCUGAAGCGGGUCGCUGUGGUGGAAGAUUUCUUUGACAUCAUCUACUCGAUGCAUGUGGAGAGCUCAGCGGAGCCAGGCAAAGCCCCCAAGCACGCUGGGCAGAAGAAAACCUACCGAGCGAUCGCAGAGACCUAUGCCUUCCUCCCGAGAGAGGCCGUGACCCGGUUCCUGAUGAGCUGUACGGAGUGUCAGAAGAGGAUGCACUUUAACUCCAAUGGCCUGGAACCCAAAGAAAACGAGCCUCCAUCUCCACUGGUCUCUGGGAUUAUUGAUUACAACAUGCCCCUCACCUCCACCUACCUGAAGCAGAUGAAGCUUCGAGUGAUGAAUUCCCAGGAGCAGGAUGAGACUUCUGUGAGCAGCGAGGAUUUUGAUAUGAGCGACUCCACAUGGAUGUCAGCUGACCCGCACCUGGCCUCCAGCCUGAGCCCCAGCCAGGACGAGAGGAUGCGGAGCCCGCAGAACCUCCACAGUCAAGAGGACGAUGACUCCUCCUCUGAGAGUGGCAGCGGCAAUGGCUCCUCCACCCUGAACCCAUCCACGUCGAGCAGCACGCAGGGCGACCCUGCCUUCCCCGAGAUGAAUGGCAACGGCGCCGUGGCCCCCAUGGACUUCACCACGGCCGCCGAGGAUCAGCCCAUCAACCUGUGUGACAAGCUCCCGCCGGCCACGGCACUUGGCACAGCCUCCUACCCCUCGGAUGGCUGCGGUGCCGACGGGCUGCGGAGCCGCGUCAAAUACGGGGUGAAGACCACCCCCGAGUCCCCCCCCUACAGCUCUGGGAGCUACGAUUCCAUCAAGACCGAGGUCAGCGGCUGCCCUGAGGACCUGACAGUGGGCCGGGCCCCGACGGCAGAUGAUGACGACGAUGACCACGAUGACCAUGAGGACAAUGACAAGAUGAACGACUCUGAAGGCAUGGACCCUGAGCGUCUUAAGGCCUUCAACAUGUUUGUGCGUCUCUUUGUGGACGAGAACCUGGACCGCAUGGUGCCCAUCUCCAAGCAGCCCAAGGAGAAGAUCCAGGCCAUCAUCGAGUCCUGCAGCCGGCAGUUCCCUGAGUUCCAGGAGCGGGCCCGCAAGCGCAUCCGCACGUACCUCAAGUCCUGCCGUCGCAUGAAGAAGAACGGCAUGGAGAUGACCAGACCCACGCCACCCCAUCUGACCUCGGCCAUGGCAGAAAACAUCCUGGCAGCUGCCUGUGAGAGCGAGACAAGAAAGGCAGCCAAGCGGAUGCGUCUAGAGAUCUACCAGUCCUCACAGGAUGAGCCCAUAGCCCUGGACAAGCAGCACUCGCGGGACUCCGCAGCCAUCACCCACUCCACCUACUCACUGCCAGCCUCCUCCUACUCCCAGGACCCUGUGUACGCCAACGGCGGCCUCAACUACAGUUACCGCGGGUACGGGGCCUUGAGCAGCAACCUGCAGCCCCCUGCCUCCCUCCAAACAGGAAACCACAGUAAUGGGCCCACGGACCUCAGCAUGAAAGGCGGGGCCUCUACCACCUCCACCACCCCCACGCCCACCCCCUCCAGCACCAGCACCAGCAGGCCCGUGCCCACCGCUCAGCUCAGCCCCACGGAGAUCAGCGCCGUGCGGCAGCUCAUCGCGGGCUACCGGGAGUCUGCUGCCUUCCUGCUGCGCUCUGCAGAUGAACUGGAAAACCUCAUCCUACAGCAGAACUGACCCCACCGGCACCUGGAGCGCACUGCCCUAGGGAAGGAGGCUGUCCCAGCCUGGACCUGGCUUCCUGCCUCACCAGUUGGUACAUUUUGUUUUUGAAAGAGGUGGGAUCCAAAAGAGCUGUUUCUAGCCACACUCCAAGCACCUGAGACUUUGGGCACAAGGACACUUUUUUUUUUUUUUUUUUUUUUUUUUGGAAUCUCACCACACGGGUGCUCUGACCUGCUUGGAAGAGGCCAACGGGGCAGCUCUGGAAGGGUUGGGGGCUCCCCUGACAAGGCGCUGGGGCUGCAGCUCUGUUUAGAAUCACCUUCGUGGACCCUGAUGUUAGAAUCCCACCCCCAGAUAAUUACCUUUCAAGUCUUAGGUGAGCAGAAUUGCAUAUUUAUUGAGAAAAGCAAAGUGGACCCUUUCUUCCUCUCCCCUUAGUAAUUUAUUUUUCUGAAAAUGGAUUCUUUUGUGUUUGUACAGAUUGCUAGUCUGUGUCUGUCUGAUCAGAAGGAUGUAUCCCCAUACCUAACAUUCCAUAUCACUACACUGAUGUGGGCUGGGGCCAGUAGGGGCAGGACAGGUGCCAGGCUGGCUGUUCCUCUGCAUGCCUGGUGCACCCUGUGGCCGCUAGCCCUUGGCCAGGCCAUCCUGUUGCAGAUCCCAGUGCUGCCACAGGGACACCACCAGGCACCUCCCUAGGCAACGCCAAGCAGGAGGACCUCACCCACACCCAUGGCAAAGCAAAACAAAAGAGGCACCCCGACCCCAUUCUACAGAAGCCCCAGUCCAUGGUCACCUGUAUUCUACCUCACACUCCAGCGUGGGCUUUUUCCAGGAUGUGCCCUGAGCCUGUUCUGAACAGCUGUAACCCCAACUCCCCCACACAAUGUGUCUGCCUGGGAGGUAAGUAAGUCCAGACUGGGUGUCCAGGAGCUGGAACCCAGAGAGCGUCCUGUCCCUAACCAGCCACUGCAGCCCUCCAGCUCUGGCCCUCAGCUGCUUGACAGGACGGACUGCUGGGAGAUGGCAGCCGGUUGGCAGGGCCCUUGCCCUCACACCCCGCUGCCCAGGAGCCAGGUCUGAACUUCUGUGCACAGGCCUGGCCCCUCAGACUCACUCCUGCCAAGAGGGGCCACUUCUUCAGGGUGAGCCCCGGCUAUCAGGCAGCCGUGAGCUCCAGGGCGGGCUGCAGCUCCCAUCCCCUUGCGCCAUGUUUGGAGUAAAGGGAUCAGUGGAAGUGGAGGAGCCACUUGGGUUCUCCUAAGACCAGCCCUUCCGGAGGGGCCGGUCCUGGAAGAAACCCAUAAUCCCUGGAGUGUGAAAAAGGGCAAAAAGAAAAAGCUGGCCUGGUUUCCUUCCUCCCUGAUUGAUUGAUUGAUAGGCACUUCCUCUUGCUCAGUGCAAUACCUACCAGUGCUGCUAAACCAGGGACUCGCCCAGACCUCAGCAGGCCCCCAGGGCCUCUCCGUGCAACACUCCGUAGCCAUGACAGCAGCUCUCUGCUGCCCGCCCCUGCCCAGAGCUGGCAGAAGCCCUCUGUUGCCUUUCCUCCCUCAGAGCAGAGAGGCCCCAGGGGAGCCAGGGCCGAGUGGAUCCUAGGAUGGCCACGGAGAGCCACUCGCUCCCAGAACAGGCACCCCUUCCCAAACCAGCUUUUCUGCAGCCAAUUGCCUGUUGCAGCUGUGGCCACUGCCUCCCGGCACUGUGGCAGACUCCCCCCAAGGAGGGAUGGGGGGGGCACCAGUGAGGAUGCCCCAUCCUGCCUCAGGUCCAGAACUCUGAAAGGUAGGGUGCCCACCCCGUGCUUACUUCCGGCCCCUAGAGGUUGGGGGUGGUCGUUAUCUCUCAAGUGGCCUCCAAUACCCCAUCCAGCCACACCACCUCUGCCUUCCAUCUGACCAAUCCCCAGGCCUCUGGUCAGGGCCAGGACACCUGAGACUCACCCUUAGCACAGCACAACCUCCAGUGCCCAAGGCCUCUCCCACACCCCAGCCAUCCACACAUCUGGCCCCACCUGCUCAGUACUACUCAACAUUUGAAUUCGUGUAAAUAUUUAUUUUUGUGUGUGAACAAUACUACAAAGUAAUCAGUAAGAUCUUUUGCAAAAAUGUUACCCCAGGCAAUUAUUUGUGAAAAUCUUAAUGUUAAAACCUGGCAGAGACAAUCGCCACCCUAGAAUUCCUGGUAUCAGUUACUUAACGUGUCACUUCUCCUCCCAGAGGCAGUACCCAAGCUAGACAUGAACCGUUUGCAUUUCUUGGCAGACAGGAGUGAGAAAGACUGGGGAAGGGGCUCCCUCCCCCUACCCACACAAGGAUUAGAUCUAAAGAUCAGCAUAAGCUACAGUUUGAAGUCAUGUUUUUCUGAGUUCAAGCUGUUGGAACUGACCACCCUCCAGCCUGCCUUAGUACUGCGGCAAGAGCGUAGGUUCAAUGUGUUUUCAAGAGAAAGGAAAGAAUAUGUUGUUAAAGUCCAUUGGGCCUCCCAGGCCCCUCCAGGACAAUGGAUUUCAUCAUGUCGACCCCACCUCUUGGGUGGGCUCCUCCUUUCCAGUGAAACUACACCUGAAGCCCUAGAGAUGGCAGAAUCAGGAGCAAGUUUCUGCAUGGAAACAGGAUUCCAUUUAGCUGGCUCAGUCAGGGAACUUGUUUUGCUUUUGUUUUAAAAGAUGCAGCUUCAACCCCUUCCCCCUACUCCCGACUUGGAGGGCACCAAAGAGCUGGUUCUGAUGAACUAAGCUCACUGCUGUCUCACCCUCACCAGAGGGACUGCCUUCUCCCAAAAGGAGCUCCCAAAGCCCUUGUCCCACAGCCAUUUAAAAAUCUUCUGAAGGGCCUCAGGGCACAAAGUGAUCAUUUGGGAUCCUAAGUUAAAAAGGAAAUGCAAGAGUAGGAUACUCCAAUUCCAGAGUCUUUGCAGGAGGCUAAUCCCACAAGAAGGGUAGCAUCAGAGAAGUGGGCAUUGGUCUUAGUGGUGGAUCAUCAGGUAGACAAGUGAUAGUGUGUGUAACCCAUCUGAAAUUCAUUUUACCGUCACCACUCUUACAAAGGACAGUUUAUUCCCAAGGACAGUGCUGACGGGGAGGGGGACAGGCAGGGAGUUAGGAGGGUUUUCGAGGAUUUCAAACAGGUGGAACCCAUCCAUCCCUAUUCCCAAGGGCCACUUACAACUCUAAGGGUGGUUACAGGAUUAACUACCAGUUCAUUUUCAAAAUGCUGCUUUGAACUCAGAGGGUUGAUACUUUUAAUUUGUAAUUUUUUGUAAAACUUUUUACAAAAUAGUAAAGUAUUUCACCAGAAUACCAGUUUCAAUCCGUCCAUGGUCUGAUUUUUAUAUAAUUUAGUGGUGCUUUAGAAACUUUGUUUUUGUUGUUUCUGAGCUAAACAGCUCAAUCCUUUUUCGCCUGUAUCUACCUAAGACCAAUGUGAACCUUUGUAUUUUUGCUCCUAAUUUUGGACUCAGUGAAAGUGUACUGUUUACAUGUACAGAUGCCCCCAGUCCCUGUGUGUUCUGCAAGACUUGCUCUUGAGGAGGAAGAUGCACCUCACUAAGCUCAUCUGCUUAGCAAAGCCACAAACAAAAACCUCUCACUUUUUACCUACGUUUCCACCUAAAAAUACAACAAAAAACCUAUACCACGUAGAACUCAGAUUGGCUGAAAAACACUUUCCACCUGGUAGAUGGCCCAUAUGCCUCAAUUAUGUGGUCCAUUUAGGAGCAGGAGUCAGAAGAGAGACCUCUUAUUGGCUGCUGGUGGGUAACUGCAUGGACAGAGGAAAAGGGAAGGCAGGACUUUGCUGCAGAGCUGUGGGAUGAAUGUAGUUCUUCCCUGGGCAGCCUGGGAGUGGGAAGGUCAGAAUGACUCAUGUUGCCUUCAGGAUCAAGCCAUCCAGGAUUUAGGGACAACCCAAGAGGUCUUUAGUCCUCUGGCAUAAUUUAGACAUGUUUUGGAAGAGCAUGAGUUCCAUAUCUGAGAUGAGAUUUAAGACUUUCAGUGCAGAUAGUACAAGCCAUUUCUUCAGGGUUCCUCUGGGGGCAGCUCCUUCAUGAGGUCCCACCUCCGGGGAGGGGCACAGGGCUCCAGAUAGUAAGCACUUAAGGCAAACAGUGGAUGGCACCAACUUUUAAAGGUGACUCUAUUAAUGGCUUCACCUCUAAAUUAUAUUUUUACAGAUAUGCACCUAUGCAACUUAACGUGGCUCUUCUAAGCAGGUGAGGACUUCCUCCUCAAUGCUCUCUAUAAAAAUUAUUUGUGUUCUAUAUAGUGAGUUUUACCAGUAAAUGUGGCUUAAUAUUUUAAUUCUUAGAAUGUGUCUUCUCUACGUGAUGUGACUAAAUUCUGUUUUGUUUGUGGAAUGACUAGCACAGGCCGACUCCCUCUCUCCCUCACUUAACAAAAGACCAAUGAGCUGUUAAUCGAGCUGUUAUCUCCAUGGUAUUACUUGCUAAAUGCACUGAUUUCAUAAGUAUGUGGAAUCCUUUUCCUUUUGAAUCUGUAUAUCAUAUAUAAGACUGAAUCUACUUAAUAAACACUGAACAACAAACCGAA